CGGAAGUGACGCAUGCGAAGUGCUCAUAAAGAGUUCUGCAAAACAUCUGGGAGCAAAACACCAGCUAACCUACUUUCAUUUUACACCAGAGAAGGGAAGCAACAGACGGUCCAAGCAGCUAACAACCACGUGACACUACGCGGAAGUGACGCGGGGUGCCCAAAAGAGUUCAGCAAAGCAUCUGGGAGCAAAACACCAGCUAGCUUAAUCUCAUUUUACACCAGAACACCAAAGGAGGGGGACUAAAAGACGGUCACAACAGUUAACACAUCUGUGAGUAGGAGGCCAUAAUGAAUCCAGUGUACAGCCCUGCGUCAACAGGGGUCCCCUUUACCAACACCAAGGGUAUAGGCUACCCAGCUGGAUUUCCUGUUGGCUACGCAGCAGCCGCUCCAGCGUACACUCCCAAUGUCUACGCAGGGGCAAACGCAGCCUUCCCCAGUGGUUAUGCUCCAGGCACUCCUUUUAAAAUGUCCUGCUCUCCCAACACGGGGACUGUCCCACCAUACUCCUCCUCACCCAACCCCUAUCCUGCUGCCGUUUACCCGGUCAGGAGCACCUACCCCCAACAGAGUCCAUACGCACAGGCAUUAAUACCUUCACAACAACAAGGCACUUAUUACACACAGCCGCUGUAUGCUGCACCGCCUCAUGUUAUCCAUCACACAACAGUGGUCCAGCCAAAUGGGAUGCCUGCAGCUAUGUAUGCUCCACCCAUUCCUCCUCCCCGCCCCAACGGUGUUGCCAUGGGGAUGGUAGCCGGCACCACGAUGGCCAUGUCAGCUGGAACUUUGUUGACAACCCCAUCACCAGCGCCUGUUGCCCCCCACCAAGUCACGAUGCCCACGUAUCGGCCUCCUGGCACACCCAGCUACAGCUAUGUGCCCCCGCAGUGGUGAAGGGAGCGAAGUCAGAAGAUGGUAGAUAUGCAUUCACACUCUACUCCAGUGUUUUUUGCUAUUGGUAAAGACCUGCGCUGUCAGUGUCUGCAACCAGUUACUCUUCUUCCAGCAUAAUGUGAAUCUAAAACCCAACUACAUAGAAAGAGGCCCAUUUGGAUAGGAGGGGGUGAAGAAUAGGCCCAUCCCCAUGACCCCUCUCAAUGGAAUACGGCUGCAUUCCAUGUCACCCCCCAGCGCCAGCACCUCUACAGCCUGCUGCAUAUCUCACAUCAAACAGCAAAGCCUCCAUGCAAACUUAUUUUGUGGACUGUCAUGCGGGUUUUUCUAGCUUAAGUGGUGAAAAGGGAGUUUGGAAUUGUUUUUGGUUUUUUUUUGUUUGUUUUUUGAUUUGGGGGAUACAUAUGAUGUUGAAUGCAUGUGUAUAUAUCGAUAUAUGAAGUAAUGCUAGCUCAAUCUACCUGCUGUGACAGAUGCAAAAUCAACAAAAGGCACACAUCCAAAGGAACUAAAAAAGUAAUAAUCUGCAAUGCUGAAUCACCAGUGACCAUGUCUUACAUGUGAAAGAAGAAAAGACGAGACACGUUUGUUCAUGCAAAAACAUACCUGCACAAACAAGUGCAGAGCAAACUGUACUAUUUCCACUGCUUUGUGUUUUGGUAAGUUGACGCUAGUUUUUUAUUCUUUCUCUCAGUCAUGCAGUGUAUGCAUUUCGUCUUACCAUUUUUGUGUUUUAGGAAAACGACGGGACUUUGAGUUUUGCCUCUGACUGACGGCCAUUCCAACACUUUAUCGCUCUGUUUUAUUUUUCCUGCCCUGUCAGACUUUUUAGGAAAAGGGUAUCAACUUUUCCAAAAGUGUGGAGCAACUUUUGUUUACCGCUUGAGACAUUUUUGGGUGUUAAAACUAUUCAGUUAUUUUAUCAGGAAGUAUUCUGGGAGGGGAACGAGUAGUUAGAGGAAGUUGUUGAGAAAUCAUUUGCACCCAUUUAGGAGUUAAUAGAGUGAAUGCGUAGGAACAGUGUUGUGUGUGAGUGUAUGUGUGUGUGUGUAUCCAAGAGGAUUAAAAUAGAAACCAUUAAAAAUGGUGCCAUAUAGUGCAACAUGCCUAGAAUAUUCGACCUGUAUCUCACAAUACUCAAUUUGUUCAUAGGAAGGUCUGAAGCACUACAUCAUUACAUCACUGCUAACUGUGGAUAUGUUAGGAAAACAUGAUGUUGUUAAACUCCAUUUGUGAAUAGCACUACUGAAGCAAGGCACUUAUUCAAAACAGUUUGUAAAGAUAUCUGACCUUUUACAUUGCUGGCUGUUUUACCUCAAGGUUCCAGGCUAACACACCAAUAUCACUGUUUUAAACAUGCUUUUCUAUGUUGCCUCAGUCACCUCAGUUAAAUAAUCUGUUUUGUAAAUGUUAUUUUUGUGAUUUUGGUUCUUGUUUUGUAUUCUUAAGAAAGACCAAAAAUAAAAACAAAUAUAAAUCUUU
Messenger RNA from Chelmon rostratus (copperband butterflyfish), 2381 nucleotides. RefSeq names its product family with sequence similarity 168 member B (gene fam168b). The record is from RefSeq and is a predicted model, not a curated record. NCBI's taxonomy places the organism in Eukaryota, Metazoa, Chordata, Actinopteri, Chaetodontiformes, Chaetodontidae. The transcript has 8 exons. The coding region runs from base 291 to 899 and encodes 202 amino acids.